AUGGAUAAAGCUAUGCAGUCGUUUACCAAAGCAUGCGAUGGUAACUUUCGUAAUGGAUGUUUUAAUCUUAGUGUUGUCUAUUUAACUGGCUGUCAAGGUAUAGAUAAGGACAUGGUUAAAGCGUUAGAAUAUUCAGUAAAAAGUUGCAAAUUAGGACAUUCAUGGGGUUGUAUCAAUGCAAGCAGAAUAUAUUCACAAGGAGAUGGAGUAGAAGUUGAUUUGAAGAAAGCUCAGGAGUUCAAGAAACUGGCGAAGGAGUGCGAUGGUAAAGGUUGA
Paramuricea clavata is the source of this 276-nucleotide messenger RNA. NCBI's taxonomy places the organism in Eukaryota, Metazoa, Cnidaria, Anthozoa, Malacalcyonacea, Plexauridae. The record is from the annotation of a GenBank genome assembly.